AUGUCCGAUCUUGGUAAGAACCCGUUCGGGCAACCGCAACCGCAACCGCAACCGCCCGGCUUUGGCGCAUUCGGAUCGAACAUCCGCAACUCUAACCGUCCUAGUAGUUGGUUUUCCGGUUCCAGCACGCCAUCAUCUUUUGGCACCACACAAGGAUCAUUCCCUGGAACUUCUGGCGAGUUUGUGAUACUAAGUUCUCCUUCUCCAGAUCCCCUCGGUUCGUUCGGACCGCGGUUGUCUAGUUCGGCGCACACGUUCCCACCCACAACCAGGGCUCCUAAUAGUGCAACCAGUGCGUGUGAAAGCCUCAAACUGCUCAUUUAG
Messenger RNA from Ilyonectria robusta, 324 nucleotides. RefSeq lists its product as uncharacterized. The transcript has 3 exons. Lineage: Eukaryota; Fungi; Ascomycota; Sordariomycetes; Hypocreales; Nectriaceae. The record is from RefSeq and is a predicted model, not a curated record. Bases 1 to 324 code for a protein of 107 amino acids.